CGGAAAAGUCACGAUCUCAGUUUCACAGAUCAAUAUUUUUCGUAAAUCUGAAGCCUUUUUUGCUUCACCUUCGCAAGUGUGACGGCGCACCCAAUAUCUUUCAAUUGAUUCAUGUCGAUGCCGAGCACCGUGUUGCACGUCCUGUGCGCAAAACAAAGCCAACAGCCGCCCUCCUUCAGCAUGCCGAGAAGGCAGCGUUGCCAUCCCAAACCAAGGCGAUCAACGAGUUCCACGCUGCAGAGGCUGCUAAGCGCGCUGCUGAACGUUUGUCCCCCGAAACCACAGAAUCUCCAUCCACCUCUCCCAUACCACCAUCGUCAUCUGCUGUCGACACCCACAAAAGGGUGCACCCUGAAGACUUUUUC
Messenger RNA from Suillus plorans, 365 nucleotides. RefSeq lists its product as uncharacterized. NCBI's taxonomy places the organism in Eukaryota, Fungi, Basidiomycota, Agaricomycetes, Boletales, Suillaceae. The annotation marks the transcript as partial. The record is from RefSeq and is a predicted model, not a curated record. The transcript is spliced from 3 exons.